AUGGAGGAUGUUUGUAGGCGCGACACCCAGUUUCUCUCUGGGUGUGUUUGGCUUUCCCUGGCCUCAUUCUUUCUGUCUCCUGGCAGGCUCGGGGACCAGUUCUAUAAAGAAGCCAUUGAGCACUGCCGGAGUUACAACUCGCGGCUAUGCGCUGAGCGUAGCGUGCGUCUCCCCUUCCUGGACUCACAGACCGGGGUGGCCCAGAACAACUGCUACAUCUGGAUGGAGAAGAGACACCGUGGUCCAGGCCUCGCCCCUGGCCAGCUGUACACCUACCCUGCCCGCUGCUGGCGUAAGAAGAGAAGAUUGCACCCUCCUGAGGAUCCAAAGCUACGACUGCUGGAAAUAAAACCUGAAGUGGAACUGCCCCUAAAGAAGGAUGGAUUCACCUCAGAAAGUACCACCCUUGAGGCCUUGCUCCGAGGGGAGGGUGUAGAGAAGAAGGUGGAUGCCAGAGAGGAGGAGAGCAUCCAGGAGAUACAGAGGGUUUUGGAAAAUGAUGAAAAUGUGGAAGAAGGAAACGAAGAAGAGGAUUUAGAAGAGGAUAUUCCCAAGCGAAAGAAUAGGACCAGAGGGCGGGCCCGUGGCUCUGCAGGGGGCAGGAGGAGGCACGAUGCCGCCUCCCAGGAGGACCAUGACAAGCCCUACGUCUGUGACAAGAGUUACAAACAAAAGCAUAACUCAAAAUCCUCCGACAAAGUCUGCGGUAAGCGCUACAAGAACCGGCCAGGACUCAGCUACCACUAUGCUCACACUCACCUGGCCAGCGAGGAGGGGGAUGAAGCUCAAGACCAGGAGACCCGGUCCCCACCCAACCACAGAAACGAGAACCACAGACCCCAGAAAGGACCGGAUGGGACAGUCAUCCCCAAUAACUACUGUGACUUCUGCUUGGGGGGCUCUAACUUGAACAAGAAGAGUGGGCGGCCAGAAGAGCUGGUGUCUUGUGCAGACUGUGGACGCUCUGCUCAUUUGGGAGGAGAAGGCAGGAAGGAGAAGGCAGCGGCCGCAGCACGCACCACGGAGGACUUAUUCGGUUCCACGUCAGAAAGUGACACCUCAACUUUCCACGGCUUUGAUGAGGACGAUUUGGAAGAGCCUCGCUCCUGCCGAGGACGCCGGAGUGGCCGGGGCUCCCCCACAGCAGAUAAAAAGGGCAGUUGCUAAACCCAUGGAACAGACUCUCUGGCCCACUAGCCACCACCCUCCGACUUUGGUCAUUGUUCUGGUUCUGAUAUAUUUUUUUUAAUGAGAGACGACUUUAGGUUUUCCCCUUCUCCUUGCUUUUCCCUCUCACCUUCCACACCUCCCGCCCCCCUUUCCCUCUGUUUUGGGUAUGUACAGCAGAAGCACAAACUACUGAAACAAAACAAAACAGAACAAAAGAGCAGAAUAACAGUCCUUCAGCGUGACGGCAUCGUGAUGUACUAUUUAUUUUCUAUAGACUGGGACGUUAGGUGGAUUAUCUAUUUUGGGGGGGAGGGGAUUUUUUUUGACAUGAGCAGAGUUGAUUUUCUCAGUUUUCCUAUUUAUUGGCAAAACGAAGCCAGGAGGAACAUUGGGUUUGGAAACAAAGAACCAAUAACAUUAAAAUUGUAUUUAUGUAUUCUUGCUAUUAUUAGAAAUGGACCUUUUUCUUUGAGAGAGAGAAGGGAAAUCAAAGAGGUUGAAGUCAUAUCCUGUUUAGGAGAAGCCACUGGGGGUAGAGGGGGAAGGGUUGACUGAAGGAGGAGACCUAGCCAGGAUGGUGUCCUCCAUGGGAGAUGAUGACACUUUCUGUACCCCACAGAAUUUGUGGCUGCCCCGACAGACCCCGCCCCGCUUCUCCUCCUUGACCUUUCCAUCUUCCUCCCUGCUUGUGAGAAAAUGUCAGCAGUUCCAGACCAGUCUGGCUGCCGAAUGUGGCCUCCCUCCAGCACCCGCCUCGACUGGCAGCCUGCUAGGCUCCUCCAUCCUCCACGCACGGUCGCUGUUUUGUCGUCGCUGGCUUUUUCCUCACUUUCCUUCUGGUGAAGAGUAAUUUCCAAAUGCAGGAAUGGAAUAUCAGCAGAUGGUCAUGGACUCAGCAGUGACCCAACGUGUGGACGCCGCCCUCCUGGAAGAAAGAAUGAUACCUCACAGUAUACUGUCCCUCCCCUCGCCCUUGUUUAAAAACUUAUAAAUUCCUGUUGGAUGAUCAAGUCUCCCGUGUUUCUUCUAUUUUUUUAUAGUGUCCUCCAGGCACUUUGUUUUAUGUUUCCAAUAGCACCUCCUGAAAUAAACCAAAGCAACACUUGCUCAAGGCGCCCGGGGAGCUGGCGCGGACCCUCUGCCUCGUUGGCAGUCCCCCGAGGGAGCGGCUGUGCGGCCCUGGUCCAAAGUCAACUCUAUGACCUGGGGACUCCAGAAUCCUUCAAGCAAGCCAUUUCCGAAGAAGGCGAAAGAAGCCAUGAUGAUGCGCCUACUCCUUCUCCUUCUCUUCCUCUUCCCUUGCCUGGCCCCCUCCUGCGUGUGUGUUUCAGCCAACACAGGAGCCUGGAUUGUGGAAAAACCUCCAGUGCAACUCAGCUCAGAAAAGUCUUGGGAAUGGCCUCAGUUUGUGCAAUAAGAAGAUUUUUUUUUUCCUUUUUAAAAUUCUUCAUUACAUUUUCUUUAAUUGUCUGUGAGAAAAGUACCCGGGUCAGACUGGAAUUGCUCUGCAAUAGAUUGCUCUACGAUCUAACUGAACACAACAAACUGACAAAAAAGAGAGUUAUUUUAUUUAUUUCAAUAUUUAAAAGAAAAAAGUGCUGGCAUUGCACAAUAUUUUUGUUUAAAGUAACUUCUGCUUCAAAAAUUAAAAGAGUUUUGUGAAGACAUGAAAUCAAAAGAGUACUUAAUGUAAAAUAAAGACUGCCUAUUAACUCUAAGGAAAAAUACCCCACACUUUUAAUAAGAAAAUAAAGAUCAACUCUGCUCUC
Condylura cristata (star-nosed mole) is the source of this 2939-nucleotide messenger RNA. RefSeq names its product D4, zinc and double PHD fingers, family 3 (gene DPF3). The record is from RefSeq and is a predicted model, not a curated record. Gene Ontology annotation, cellular component: nucleus. NCBI's taxonomy places the organism in Eukaryota, Metazoa, Chordata, Mammalia, Eulipotyphla, Talpidae. The transcript is spliced from 11 exons. Bases 1 to 1167 code for a protein of 388 amino acids.